Molecule: messenger RNA, 564 nt
Organism: Tetrahymena thermophila SB210
Lineage: Eukaryota; Ciliophora; Oligohymenophorea; Hymenostomatida; Tetrahymenidae
Product: zinc carboxypeptidase family protein
Exons: 2
Source: RefSeq, a predicted model, not a curated record
AUGUUCUCUUAAGGUAAUAUUACUUAGCGAGAGAACACAGAUAUUUCAAUCUCAUAAUCUUAAACAAAACUUGAUUCUAAUAUCCAUUAAUAAAAGUUAAAGAGUGAUUCUAGCUUAGGCGAAGAAAGAUCAAAAAUUGUAAGCAAUAGUAGCAUAUAAAUAGAAAAAUAUAAAAAGGACUCUUCAGAAUAGCUUAAAAUAAUUGAUGAUUAGGAUAAUGGAAUUAAAUAAAAGCUUGUUAGCAUUAAUCAUAAAACAUAAAAAUCAAGUUCAUUAAUAGAUAGAUCAUUAUCAAAAAUAAGAAUUAAAAGUUAAAUUUAAUCAGAUGAGAGUGAAGAAGGAUUUGAGGACUCUUAAGAAUUGAAAAAAAGUAUUGAUUCAGUAACAGAAGGAUAAGUAAAAAAUACUACUGGAGAUGAGUUUUCAAUUUAAAGUAUCAAAAUAUUGAUUGACAAUCGCUAAAAAAAUUUUUAUUUUAGAUACAGAAACAAGAGUCCGCAAAAAGUAAACAGACAGAUUACCUCCUCCUCCACUAAUAGACUAAUAAUAUUCAUUAGUACCUGA